AUGUUCAUGUCCAUGUCGCAUGACGAAUAUAUCAGGGCAUCAUGGGCACCUAAACAACUUCCAACAUGUCUUGAGCGGCUCAAAAAGAAGCCGUACUCGGCCGUCACGGUGAGCAUCGAGACGCUCACCGCCGAGACGUACGAAGAGGAUGACUUGAGCGGCAUCCCCGACCUCGUGGAAGUCAUCAAGCUUCAGGCGUCCGGCCCCGGAGAAGCCGCCCGCGCCAUCCGCAAGAAGCUCAAGUACGGCAACGUUCACCGCCAGCUCAGAGCUUUGACCAUCUUGGAUGGCCUUAUCCAGAACGCCGGCCCUCGUUUCCAGCGUGCUUUCGCUGACGAGACCCUACUGGAACGCCUGCGAGUUUGCGGAACAUCUGACCUGUCUGACCCGGACGUCAAGAAGAAGUGCACCGAACUCUUCCGCAGCUGGUCUCAGUACAAGAGCACUCCCGGUUUGGAGCGCAUCGCCAAGCUGCACCAGGAACUGCCUAAACGCAAGGUCGCCGUCACCCAGGAGAGGUCCAAGGCUGUUCGGGAGACGGAGAACCCGUUUGGCGAGGAAGAGGAGGACAAGCCUUCCUCGCCCACGGGCCGUGCAGGGGAGUCCUCCCAGCCGCAGCGCACGCCCUAUCUGCCGUACGGCGAUUCCCCCAACGCCAGCACCACCUCUGGCCACGCCAAGUCUUCGUCCCGGUCCGGAAGCUCUUUCUUUGGCUCGUCCAAAGAUAAGAGCAAGAAAAAGGAAAAGGACAAGAAGGGCAAGCGCAAGCCCUUCAACCUGGAGUUAGAGAAGGAUGCCAUGAAGGGCGCCAUUGCCGAGAGUUCCAUCGCUGUCACCAACCUGACCAACCAUCUCCAGACCAUUAACCGCGAGAGGGAGCGCAUCUCGGAGAACCCGCAAGCUGUUGAGCAGUUUGAAGGUUGCAAGCAGCUCAGGCGGAAAAUCUUACGCUACAUCCACCAUAUUGAAUCGGAGGAGUGGCUCGGCAGCCUUCUGAGAGCCAACGAUGAGCUCGUCACCGCCCUCAUGACGUUCGAGCAACUCGACCGGUCCAUUGACGCCGACAGUGAUUCUGAUGACGAGCUUGCCGAGCAGGCUCACAUCUACCGAAUGGUGUCCGAAAAGGGCAAGCAAUCCAUGUCUCCACCCCCUCCCGACGUUUCUGGUCUGAGCAUCAGCAACACGCCGUCGCCUCGUCCGCCUCCUCCACCCCGUCCGGUUCCGAGGUCGAGACCCGCUCCCGCUCCUCCCGCCGCGCCACCUGCACCGGCGAAGCCCCCCAGACCCCCCGUCCAGCAGGUUCAGCCCGAUUCGGACGAGGAGGACGACGAUGACCCGUUCGCCGACAAGAACGCGCUCGAGACCCCAGCCACCGAAAGGACAGAGCCAAGAUGGUGA
Molecule: messenger RNA, 1398 nt
Organism: Colletotrichum higginsianum IMI 349063
Lineage: Eukaryota; Fungi; Ascomycota; Sordariomycetes; Glomerellales; Glomerellaceae
Product: VHS domain-containing protein
Exons: 5
Coding region: 1-1398 (465 amino acids)
Biological process (GO): endocytosis; actin filament organization; actin cortical patch localization
Cellular component (GO): actin cortical patch
Molecular function (GO): phosphatidylinositol binding; ubiquitin binding
Source: RefSeq, a predicted model, not a curated record